AACAGUGCACUGAUUAAUGAGUAUUGUUGUGUACAUUGAUGAAUACAAAUUAGUCUUUGUGUGGUGGACGGCUGUUGCCGUUACACUCCCAUUGGCCCUGGUUUAUUUAUUAACUUGUAUAAUGUUACUCUGGUAAUGUUUGGAUCAACUCGCUUUGGCGUGGACCUUUACUGUGAAAAUGUGCGUACUUCCGGUCCAGCUGCUGCGCUCCCUUCCUGUUUGAAAGUCAGGGAAGACAAACACGGGAUUUUGGUUUCGAUACCCCGUCGUUCUACAAUGAAGACGCAGCUUUUUGUCCGCCUCACUCCGGUUAAAGAUACGUGUUGUUCGAACAGCAGAAGAGCUUUUUAAUAAAUGUUUAUACAUCAAGCGUUCUAAUAUUCCAACAAUCCAGAAGAACCAGCCGCCAUUAUGGAGGAAGAGGAGGAGGAGGGAAAAAUGGCGACAUGUUCGCGGAACUUAAAAGUAGAAACGGGUGUUUGUAGAAUGCGUCGGUCGCUCUUCUGUGCGGUCCUCUGUGUCUCCGUCCUCGUGACUCCAGGGACGUGUUGUCUGUCCAAGGAGUACGAACUACAGUCCCGCCAGUGCUGUCCGAUGUGCUACGAAGGUUCAGUGGUUAAAAGAGACUGCACUUCUCAGUCAGGCAUACGGUGCGUCCCCUGUGUGGACGGGACGUAUAUGGACCGACCCAAUGGGCUGAAUAAGUGCUUCCCCUGCAGCUCCUGUGACCAAGGUUCAGUGGUUAAAAGAGACUGCACCCCUCAGUCAGGCACGCGGUGCGUCCCCUGUGUGGACGGGACGUAUAUGGACCGACCGACUGGCAGGAGAAAAGGUUUCAACUGCAGCUCCUGUGAACAAGGCCGUGGUCUCUUUGCCAAACAGAACUGCACAUCAACAAGUGACACCGUCUGUGACGUCAUCGCUGGUCACUUCUGCACGGACCUGAUAGAAGAUAAAGAAUGCCGUUCGGCACGCAGACAUUCAGACUGUAAACCUGGUCACAGGGUCAAAGAGCCUGGGACCAGAAGAACUGACACAACGUGUGAACCUUGUCCCGCAGGCAGUUUUUCACUGGAGGGUGUGAAUUGUUCACUUUGGACCACUUGCUCAGAAAACCAAGUGGAGGUCAAAGGAGGAACCCUGACCAGUGACACUGUUUGUGGAGCUGCUUCAGGAGGCCGUUACUGGGAGAAAUCAAAAGAACCAACAGCAGGGGCCCGGGAGCAGCGUACUAUCUGGGGAAGAGACGUCGUCGUGUCUGCAGGAGGAGUCCAGUCGGGAAGUACCUCAAGGAAUGUUGAGGUGGAGCGGGGACCCUUGAGUUGUAGACAGAAGGGCGGACAGAACUCCAGAUAUGGCCGCCCUGGACUGUCUGGAGCUUUACAAUCCAUCACCACUCAGUCCACCAGCGAGCUACAGCAGCGCGGGGACAAGGACCGCCCACUCAUCAUCAUCACAACUAGGGAUAGCCAGAGGGGAAGUACAGGCUCAGCGUACUACCACUUAUGCCCCUGGAAGAACCCACCAUCACUCACAAUGUAGAGCCCACUCACGGACUGCAGAGGUGCACCAGCCUCAUUGCACCACUUUCUCUAUGGAACACUCCAAAUACCCAGCUACCUUGGACGCGCCUGACGUCAUGUGCUCAGAGGCGUGGACGCUGCCGCCCGCACCGACUCUAACCCAAUCACCACAGAACUCUGUUAGACCAACAGCAUAGUUAGUGCACCUUGAUUGUCUUUACAUGUACGUGUGUCCCCUUGUUGGGGAUUCGUGGGUGGAGCCGGUAGACGGUUAACUACGUCGUAGUCAAAGGACUCGCUGUGGUCUGAGAAUCCUCGGCUGAGGUGGUGACUUUUUUUAAUUAAAUUCUUUUGACUAACUUUUCGAUCCGAGAUGUCUUCUGUCCGUCCGGAGUUUCUUCAUUUUGAAAGACAACAAACCAUCAGAGGGCGACUGGCGAAGCUGCACGGCGAGCAGCACGUCUCUCUCCGGCUAGCGGCUCUGCUGCUGGCGGCGGGUCCAAGUUGUAAAGCGGCUUCCUUGCAUUUUCUUACGCGAAUGACCGGAGAUCGUUUGAUUCUUUCCGUUUUGUCUUUAUUUUACGCAGCAAAGCGUCAACGUGACAGAUAAACGAUGUGCUCUCGUGCCUCGUGCAGCUCUUCUGUGUUGCACCUGCUGCAAUCAUGACGUCAUACAUGGAGACACACAAGGAGCGUCAGUCCAACAUGAAUGUUUCCAUAUCUCACAUAUCUUUAGUUCCAAUGACCAUAGAUUAAAUGAUUAAUACUUCCCAAAUUCCAAUGAAGUAAUACAAACACUUCCGGCUCUUAGAGACUGUACAUAUACUGUAAACUGUUAACAGUUCAUAUAUUGUCCAUAAAGUAAAAAAGGUAUUGUUUCAGGUA
Messenger RNA from Gasterosteus aculeatus aculeatus (three-spined stickleback), 2408 nucleotides. The record is from RefSeq and is a predicted model, not a curated record. Lineage: Eukaryota; Metazoa; Chordata; Actinopteri; Perciformes; Gasterosteidae.